UCUCACCGGAACAUCCGACCACGACGCUCUGCGCCCGCCCUUGAACCCACGUCGACGAGCACGGAUGGCUUCUUCUUCUUCCUCCAGCCGCGCAUCAUCAUGGCAGACAUUAUGAGCGCAGCAGUGCCCGUCGGCUCCAUCGUCUUCUCCGUAUUCGCCCUCCUCAUCAUCUCCGUCGCCGUCCUCCUGAUCCUGCGACACUACCUCCCGCUGCGCACCACGCCCGCCUUCUACCUCGUUCCAAUCUUCUUCGCGCUGUGGUUGCCUCUCGUCGCCAUCAUCUUGGUCCCCAUAGACCUGGCGUCGAGCGCCGCCACGGACGACGAGGCGACGCGCGGGAUCUGGCUCCCUCAGAGGGUGGUUCUGGUGGCCUGGCGCAUCACGUACUGGCUCACCUUUGUCCUGACAUGGUUCAUACUUCCCAUCCUUGCCGAAUAUUCCGAUGCUGGAUACCGCGAGCCCAACGACAAGCUACGAUACUCGUUGCGCCAAAAUGCCCAGUUUUAUGCUAUUGUCGCCACGGCGAGCAUCGUGGGCCUCGUCUACGUCGCAAUCGCAUACCGUCUCACGUUCGAUUUAUUGAAAGGUUUGGUCAUGGCGCUUGCGUAUUGCUGGGGCCUGUUCCUCGCCAUUUAUUUGAUGGGCCACGGGCUGGUGUCGAUCCCGAGGCAGCUCAUCCGCAGCGCAAGCGUCAGUGGCAGGCUGCGCCGCUUGCAAAGCCGCGCUCCGAUCGCUCACGAAAAGAUGGAGGACGCACUCGUCACCCUCCAGGAGAUCGAACUCCAGGUCAAGGAGCUGGGCCGGCGGAAGACGGGCACCGCCAUGGACUUUCAGGACUGGAUAGAGGAGCUCCAAGACCUUGCCAACGUUUCGAUUAGCCAGCCUCCGCCUUCCAUUGCGCCUAUGACAAGCACAGACCGCAUUAUCCCUUCGGUCGUUACCGAAAAGUACCUGGCGGACCUCACACGGAAGCUCGUCCGCGCACGGCACGCCCGGUCGCGGUACGUGGACGAAUGGGGUCGGCUAGUGCACGAGGCGUCAGAAAUGCAGACGAUUCUCGACUCAGCAGCGUCUACAAAGCUGGACUUUGGCCAAGUUUCGCCUCAUGCUAGGUUCUGGGAAACGACAGCCAUUUUAACGCCAUACACGCGGUACCUCUGCUAUUACCACAUCUUCCCAUAUGCGCGCUUGGGACUUGGCUUCUUCCUGGCUGCCGCCUCUGCCUGCAUCGUCUGGUCCGAAUUCGCUAAGUUCCCCUUUCCCAUGCUCUCCGUGGUCCGUCUCAGCGUGAUCCACCACUGGGUGGGCAAUAAGGCGCAGGUCGGCUUUGCGGGUCAGAUGAUCUCAGCCUUUUGGAUCUGCUACAUGUGCGCCGCUGCCCUUACUUCUAUGACUGAGGUCAAGGUCUGGCGCGGGCGAGCGCUGGUCAAGCGCAAUACGGCGCAUGAGGCGGCGUUCUGGUACGCCACGCAGGUGGCCAAACUCUGCGUGCCGCUAUCAUACAACUUCUUGACGCUUCUCACGUCCGAGGUGUACGAGAAGACGACCUUUUACAACUUCCUCGGGAGGCUGAUUAACUUUACGGACCUCGGGCGGUGGUUCGAUAAAAUCUUUCCCAUUGUCGUACUGAUCCCCGUCGUGGCGACGCUGUUUGGUUUCUACGGCAAGGUCAAGCGGUUCUUCGUGGGCAUCGACAUCAUCGACGAGGAGGAUGGUAGCCCCUCCAACUAUGGCACGGGGUCCUGGCGAGAGGGCCGUGAUCUCAUCGAGCGGGAGUUGGGCGGCAACUCGCUCUUGCGGCGGCGAGAGGACGCCAUAGCCAGGCUCUCUGGCGCCGGGGCCGGCAACAACAUCGUCGGCCGCUCCGUCCCCAUUCUAUCGGUUCCCUCCGCGAGGGACUCGGCCGCCUCUCCCGCGAGGUCCCCCAUGCGAUCCUCCACCACCAAUCCGCGGCGCCACGCGAGCCAGUCUUCCUCGGCGCGCGUACCGCCCUUCUCCGACGAUCCGCCCGAGGACGAUAACAUCUUCCAGAUCCUCGGCCACCGCAUGAAGAACACCAUGGACACCAUCGAGACUCCAAAGUGGAUGCAGGACCUGGGAAGCGGCAUCAAGAAGCCCAAGUGGAUGGGCAGCAACGCCGGCGGCGACGACAGCGGAAGCGCCGGGCUAAGCAGCGGCGGUGGCGGUGGCGGCGGCGACAUCCGGAGGUGGUUUGGCGGCGGUAGUGGUGGCGACGGUAGUAGUAGUACCGGCGCCGGCAGGGGGCAGAUCCGUAUCUGAUGCCUGAUGAUGGAUAUUUGCUGCUUUUUCUUGGAUACGAGCCUGUUUGAGAUUGCAUUGUUGCGGCGUUCUUGGACCUUCCUCCAGCCAGGGAAUCAGCCCCUUUUGGUCGGAUCACCAUAGACUUUCGAACCAUAGCCCCUCCAAAACCACUCUCUGUCUGUAUUCUGCUAUGUAUUGAGGCUUUACAUGUAUGAUGCUGCGUUUUGAUGCCAACGUCAUAAAUCGUGAGUCAUCAUGGGUGAAGGAGGGGACAAAAACAUAUACCAGAAAACCAGCCUAAUCGUCCGUGAUCCAAAAC
Molecule: messenger RNA, 2581 nt
Organism: Purpureocillium takamizusanense
Lineage: Eukaryota; Fungi; Ascomycota; Sordariomycetes; Hypocreales; Ophiocordycipitaceae
Exons: 3
Coding region: 100-2280 (726 amino acids)
Cellular component (GO): membrane
Source: RefSeq, a predicted model, not a curated record